UUGUAAACAAACAGGCGACAAAUUGGCCGAUAGCACUUCCUCCGUUCGUUAUUAUUUGCCUUUUAAGAGUUUUUAAAGGACGUUUUAUCCUGUCAGGGGGUAAAUACAGCCAAAAUGACCUUCAGAGCCCAUGCCCUAAGCUUCCUAGAUACGGCAUUAAGAGUACCACCGCUUUUUGUCAUGGAUGAAGUAUUAAAGUGCUGUUUCGGGUUUUCGAGAGCUAUUCAUGUCAGCUAUGCCAACAUCCUCAGCGACCAGAAUCCCUUCCUCAACGACGAGGGCUUCGGCGAACUUGACACGGAAGACAUGAAGGCCUGGCAGGUUGAGAACGACACUGCUUCCUUACUUGAGGCCGUCGACGAGGGCGGAGGGGAUGGCGGCGAUGAAUCUGUGUUCUCGUCAUUUGCCCCGGCCAUCGCCAAGGUGCUGAUGUUCAAGUUGGUGUACACUGCAGCGACCAUCACAUUCUUACUGAGCUCCCAGCGCUUGAUAAAAGUGUACUUGGUAGUUGCAAGCAUAGUAGUGAUUCUCACUGGCUACCAAGGCAACAUGGCAGUUGUGCGGCACUUAACCACUUCGCCACAGUCCACCAAGCCACCAGUCUUGAUGAGUGCACUGUCCCUAAACACCACAGCCCUUUGGGACAGUGGGGGCACGCUCUCUGCUCUGACAGUCAAUUACAUUUUACAGAGUUCCCUGGGCUACUUGUUUACUGCCCUCUGCUCGGGCCCCCAACAUCCCUUCCUGCACAAGCUCAUUAUUGUGUCAUUUCUCUUGCCCACACUGUCAAUGCUUCUCUCCCUCCCUAGUCAAGUCCUGUCCACAGUUCCAGUGGUGGCAGCCCUCCUCCCUCUGGCAGUGGUUAAGUACACUGUUGCCACAAACCUCCUCAAGUGCUUCCAAGUGGUUGUAGAGGGGUAUCAAUAUGCCCGAAGGGUCAUGAGGGACUUUGGCCUCCACUCACUCCUCGAGUCAGAGUGGGUCAGGCUAAAUGUCCCUAAUGUACUAAGGACCUUUUGGAUGAUUCGCGUGGCUCACCACUUGGUCACGCUCUUGGGAGAGUUCAUGUAUGUUCAUGGGGAAUACCAGUCUCUCUGGGCCUUGGAUAUGCCGGCUGUUUAUGUUAUCUUUAAAGCAGUUAUGACACAGGGCUGUGAAACUGCUGUGGCUCUGCUGGGUAUGACUAGCAUAGUGUCAUAUGUGAGCCAUUAUGUUGGUGUCGUGUUCCAGAUGAUUCUUCUGACUGUGGAAGAUGAUGAAAGGAGCAUGGGCACUGUGUGUGCUAUCUUAUUCUUUAUUCUGGCUGAACAGAGUGGCUUGACAGUAAUGGAAGGUGAGAAGAGAUUCAUUCGCCUCUGUAGAAACUUUUGUCUGCUCUUCACAGCCAUGUUGCACUUCAUUCACAACAUGGUCAACCCAGUGCUGAUGUCCCUCAGUGCUUCCCGCAACCCUGCCUUGUACCGCCAUGUUCGUGCCCUUGUCGUAUGCUCCAUGCUGAUUUUCUUCCCUGUGGUUCUACUGUUCGUCCUGUGGUCAUUCUACCCUCUCUCUACGUGGCUGCUGGCUGUCUCUGCCUUCUCCAUUCAGGUUAUUGUGAAGACUCUGGUCUCGCUGCUCAUUUAUGCCUUGUUCCUUGUAGAUGCCUACCGUAGUACUUUCUGGGAGAAGCUAGAUGAUUAUGUUUACUACAUCCGGGCUUUUGGUAACAGUGUAGAAUUUGUAUUUGGAAUCCUCCUGUUCUUCAAUGGUGCUUGGAUAUAUGUGUUUGAGUCUGGAGGUUCAAUUCGUGCCUUCAUGAUGUGCAUCCAUGCAUACUUCAACAUAUGGUGCGAAGCAAGAAAUGGCUGGACUGUUUUCAUGAAGCGUCGCACAGCUGUCAACAAGAUCAACUCUCUACCAGAGGCUACGCAGGAGCAGCUAGAGAAUCAUGAUGAUGUGUGUGCAAUAUGCUUCCAGGGGUUGCACAGUGCUAAGAUAACCAAGUGCAAUCACUACUUCCAUAGUGUUUGUUUGCGGAAAUGGUUGUAUGUGCAGGAUUCCUGUCCUUUGUGUCACGAGACGUUGUAUAGAACCGAAGAGAAAGAUGGCUUGAGAGGGGAAGGGGAAGGAGAGGGGAACCAAGGGGGAAAUGAGGAGACAGAAAGGGCCCAAGAGCAGGAUAUCCAUGGGCACCAGCGUGAUGAAAAUGUCGACGCUGAGGAACUACCUGUAUGGGGUGAGCGUGAGAUUGAUGUUAUAUUGGGGGAAAAUAUGAAUGGUGGAAACAGGGAGGUUGUGAUAGAUAAUGAGGUGGGAGAGGCUGUUAUCUCCCUUCCUGUGGCAAGGCCCUGCCAGAACCAGCAGGAAGGGGAAAACAACCAGAAUCUGCAAAACCCGGUGGAAGAUCAUGAAGGUGUUCAGGAGGAGGAGGGCAUAGGGAGGGUUAAUAAUCCCAAUGAAAAUAACCAAAUAUUUGUGAUUAGAUCACGUAGAAGUCCAGUGGUUGAUCAGGACAUAGGACAACAGUGACAAAUAGUAGUGUGAUUUAGAGGUAGCAUUGUUCAAAUGUGGUUGUAAUAUGUACCAUGUACUGUAAUAAGUGUACUCUUCUCUAUGAGGAGAGAGAAAUAGUGUGUUGCACAUUAUACUGCAUGCAUGGAACUUUAUAAUGAAGCAUGCAUUUGUGAAAUAGCAUGAAACUAAAGCAACUUAUGUGAAGCAAUAGUCAUUAAUUUACUCUCUGUGUACUAUCUGAAAAUACUGUGGCAAGGGUUGCAAAUGUUGCUUGAUUUGCUUAGGAAUGUAUAUGCCUGAUAGAAAAUAUAACUAUCGAUGAUUGGUAAUUUUACUAUUCAUUUUUCAUUAUAUCCAUUUGUGAUGUUGUAGGGGAGAGAAGGUAUCUUUAUUCAAUUAUUGUAAAUCUGCUUUCUUAAAUGCAUGAUACUGGCAUAAUAAUUGUUUCAUGAUAUUUUUUUUGUUCUAUGUUAAUGGUAUGAUGAUGGUAAUGAUUUUCCUUCAGAGUAAAGAAAGCAAAGUUUUUUGAAAGGGUGCUUGUUGUGUCAUUCCACAUUAGCUGUACAUAGUUCUCAUUAAAAGUUUCAUAUGAAUGGAAUGAUCCGCUUAUUGUAAAGUCUUCUGACUUUAGUGUGAAGUGUCUUUCUAUGUAAAGAAAAAAGUGAUUUAAUAUGUACUCAUGUUGUCUCAUAAGUGACACUACCUGUAGGGUGUCAGUUAUAUGUUUCUACUGGAUAUACUUAGCUAAACAAAAAAUGAAAAAAAAAGGAGUCUAGCUGUGCAAUGUUACCUUUGUAGGAUAGUGUGACUUAUCCUGCAUAUUCCAUUUCUAUAUAGAGUUGCUUACCACAAAGGGAUCUUCAGGUAUCGUAUUAAAAAAAUGUCAAUCUUUUUCAGUGCUUUGGAAAGGGAAUUCAGAUUGGUCUGUCUAGUACUGGAUCAGAAGUUUGGAUGGUAUUUUCACCCCCCCCCCCCCCAUCAGAACGUAUUUUUAAAAAGUACAAUCAAAACCUCUGUUUGUAGCAUCUCUCUGCCACACUGUACUCUGCUUGAUGGAAUUGGCCUCUGAUGUUCUGCCCAUUGAGUGAUAAUUUAACUGGCAGUUUCACACAUGGGAGAGGAUUUGUAUGGUAUAAAUUGCUCUGUGGUUUCUCAUUUUUUCUUAUUGAUAUUUUGAUACUCAUAUAAAAGAAUAAUAUAUGAUUGUCUAAAUAUAUAUGAAGUAAUUUUUGUAAAUAGAUACACAACACAACAGUAAAAGGGGUGAAAAGAGGGGCACGAGCUUGAGUGCCUGACACCAGUGACUAUUUACUAAAGGGAAGAUGUAUAUGAAGUGCAUUGUGAUUUUCUUGAACACUGUAGCUAAUGAGCACGAAGCAUGAACAUUAUCAGUGCAAUAUCAGAGGAUGUUGUAAAAUGGAUUUUGACAUUUUCGAGUAUUGUGUUCUUAUCACUAAUGAUGAACAUUAAUAAUGAAACAUUGAAUCUUAUUGAACCCUGAAUAUUAUAUUUGCUGUAUAUGAGGUAUA
Molecule: messenger RNA, 4022 nt
Organism: Penaeus indicus
Lineage: Eukaryota; Metazoa; Arthropoda; Malacostraca; Decapoda; Penaeidae
Product: protein TRC8 homolog
Exons: 3
Coding region: 115-2508 (797 amino acids)
Biological process (GO): ERAD pathway
Cellular component (GO): endoplasmic reticulum; endomembrane system
Source: RefSeq, a predicted model, not a curated record